Cannabis sativa is the source of this 1150-nucleotide messenger RNA. Its product is annotated as fasciclin-like arabinogalactan protein 12. The record is from RefSeq and is a predicted model, not a curated record. The coding region runs from base 101 to 1039 and encodes 312 amino acids. The transcript has a single exon. Lineage: Eukaryota; Viridiplantae; Streptophyta; Magnoliopsida; Rosales; Cannabaceae.
UCAAAUUUAUUCCACUUCUUCAUAAACAUUAGCUAAUUAAUACUAAUUAGCCUUAGCUAGAAUUCCAUUCUCAUAUAUAGUAAAAAAAAAAAAAGGAAAAAUGAACAAGCAAGCAAUCAUUUACUUCUCAUUCUUGUUUUUGUGUUUCUUUUACCACUGCAAAGGAGCCACAAUAUUAGCUCACUCUCCAGCCCAACCUCCAUCAAAACAUGUAGCUGCUGCAGCCCCAACUAAAGCUAAGGCCUUAACCCCAACGAAAGCGCCAACAGCUUUGCCAGUGCCCGCGGUGGAGCCGCCAUCUCAAGUGCCACUCGUCCAAGCGCCACCCCACAAAGCCCUUUACACACCAACCGACGUCACCAAAAUCCUCGAAAAAGCCGGUAUCUUCAGUGUCUUCAUCCGCCUCCUUAAGAGUACUUCUGUAAGCAUUCAGAUCGAGAAUCAACUAAAUGUAUCCAACACAUUGACCAUUUUUGCCCCAACAAAUGGGGCCUUUGGUGCUUUGAAACCUGGCACUCUUAACACACUCUCCACUGAAGACAAAGUCCAGCUUGUCCAAUACCACAUUCUUCCUACUUUAGUUUCACUCCAAAACUUUGAGACUCUCAGUAACCCUGUACGGACACAAGCUAGCAAUACUAAUGACUUUCCUCUAAAUGUUACUGUUGAAGGAAGCUUGGUUAACAUAUCUACUGGAAUUGUUAACGCUACCAUUUCUGGUACCGUUUAUGAGGAUAAUCAGCUUGCUAUUUACAAGGUCGAUAAGGUGUUACUUCCACUUGGAAUUUUCGGUCCGAAACCGAAGACAAAACACUUGGCUCCUUCUCCCACACCAUUGAAGCCUUCGAAAGAUACUAAUUCGUCUUCUUCUUCAUCAUCUUCAUCAUCUUCUUCCUCUUCUGAGGAAUCCAUUAGCCCGGAUGCGGCGGAAGGGGACAAGUCGUCAAAGUCCAAGGGUGUUGUUGUUAUGAAUAAUGGUGUUGUAAACAUUGGGAUUGUUAUGGUUGUUGUAAUCUCUAUGUGGGGUGCUUAUAUUUAGUUUUUAUCUUCAUUGGUUGAAGUUGUUGUGCCGAUGUUUGAGCCAUAGCUUGGAGGCUCUUAACAAUUUCAAUUCUUGGUAUUUUUGUUUUAUUAUUAAUGAAGAUUUCAU